Messenger RNA from Symbiodinium sp. CCMP2456, 2565 nucleotides. The record is from the annotation of a GenBank genome assembly. NCBI's taxonomy places the organism in Eukaryota, Dinophyceae, Suessiales, Symbiodiniaceae.
AUGUGGAGAGUGCAGGAAGCGUUCAAAGGUGGUGGCCAUGCAGCUCGCGCCUUUGCAGGAACCGGCGGCUUGGUGCCAAGCUCCCCAGCUGACAAGCAGAUCGCGCGCCGCGUCUUUGAGCCCUUCGUUGCGACAUCGCCACCAGCACCAGUGGCUCGAACGACGGAUGCGGCAGCGCAGACGAAGAAAUCCUUCUGGCACCUCAUGGGACGAGCAGAGGCACGGCAGACCUAUCAGCCGGACGGGCCUGAAGGAGGUGAGAAGGACAUCUUUGGUCCGAAGCAGCUCACAAAGGCGUGGAGCCUCGCGGCCACCCUGGGCCCAUCGCUCACCACGGAGGCAUGGGCGAAGCUGCUUGAAGAGACCUUCCGCUUGAUCCACGAAGAACGGCUGGAUGACGUUUCCUUGGCUGUGGCCGCUCACAGCCUCUACCGGCUCCGGGACACGCCUUUCGCCCCGGGCCGGCACGGUGGCGCUACGAACUGCGUAGCGGUACUCGCUGCGAUAUCAAGUCGGAGGUUACCGACAAUGGAGCUUCGACUCGUGGCUGACACAACAGCCUGGCUAGCACGACUUGCAGAUGCGCUCCAUGGUCACCCGUCCUUAUUGCGUGGCAUCGAGGCUUUGGCCAUCGCUGCGGCCGAGGAGCUGCCAGUUCGGAAGGCGGCGGGGUCCAUGGUCUCUGGCCGUGAUGUGGGCACCUUGUGCGGCGUGACGGUCUCUCUGUCCCUGCGAUCGGAGUCCUUUCUCACCUACGUGCGGUACCUGAUUCGAAAAGACUGGGACAUGGUUUGGACGCCGAAGGCCCUCGUCGACGCGGCCAAGUGCAUGGCCCACUUCCAGCAGGACGACCGGCGCGCCUGGCGAGCGCUCGCGUACCGCAUGGAGAGGGAACUGCCGGUCAUGCUCCCGGGGGCCUUGACCGAAAUCGCCGAAACCUUCGCAGCGGCCUCCGUGACGAAUGAGGCUCUGGAAAGCGGUGUGGGAGCUCGACUAGCCGACAACGCCGGCGUUUUGAAUGCAGGAGAGGUCGCUCGCCUUUGCCUGGCCCUGGCCAAGCGACCACCAGCUGUGGCUUUCGGCGACAAGGAAGCCGAGAGGUGUUUGGCUGAGGCCAUCACGCCUGCAGUUGGAAGGCGUGCCGGGGAGCUUCCGGCACGGUCGCUUCCGGCUGCUUUGGCGACGCUGGGCCGCUGGGCCUCAGCGGGCCAGGUUUCUGCCACAGCUCUGCAGGCGGCUGUUCAGCCACUGCUCUCCGCUUUGGCUCCCCGCCUGGCGGCCGAGCCUGCCGCUGCAGCCGCAGCGCUCCGGGCGCUGCGACAGGCGCUGGGGGGCAAGGCACUGGCGGCGUCGCCGGUGCUACUCCACAGUGUUGCUGCUUGCUGUCGGGAGCGGUUGUUGAGUCACGCCGCCGAGAUUGAGGUGGCAGCUGUUGUGGCGGUCCUUGAGCAAGUGGCCGUCGCAAGGUACCAAGAGCCCGGGCUCUUCGAACUGGCAGCGCGCCAGGCCAUGCACAGUCUGAAUCCAUGCGGGUCUGCCGCCUUUGCAGCGUCCGUGCGGCUUCUUGGCCUAUGCGGCCGCGGAGGGCUGCAGGAGGAUGGCGAGGUUAUGGAGCAGCUGGCAUCUCUGCUGAGUUCGGCUCGCUUGCCGCACCCUAUUGAGGCCCUGGAGUCCUUGGCCGUGGGCCUACCAGGGAUGGCCCUCUCCAGAUUUCGUCCCCCGAGAAGGGUGCUAGACCUGGCAGCGACCUCAUUGCUUCACCUGCAGAUCGAGGAUAGCUCUGUGGCGCUAGCCCUCUUCACUUCGCUGGUGUCCUUCGACGUGCUGCCGAGCCCAUCCUUGAUUGCCGCCACCGCACGGCGCUUCGAGGAGCCUUCCGGUAUCUCCCCAGAAGCUCUUUUGGCUUUCUGGCUCGGUGCUUUAGCCAAAGCGCCGCUUCCGAGGCUGCUUGCGGACGCCGAGAUCCAUGCAUGCUGGACGAGCUGGAGCUCGGAGUUGAGCCAGAUCACCUCUGGGGACCUGGCAUCUGAGCCUUUCAGCGAAGAGGCAGCUCCUUUCCUUCCUCUUCCACGAGAGGUCUGGCCAAGGAUCUUAGCAAUGCUGCUCGCUGCGCAUGGCCCCGACUCACGGGAUUGGCCUGCGGUGUUUCGUUUGCUGCGCCUUGGCACCCGCGCAGAGUCCAGUCCACCGACUGCGCCGGUCCAUCGUCUCCAUGGAGACGUCUUCCAAUCUCUGCUGGAGGUCCUCAAAGGCUCGUGGAGAAAGUCGCGGCCUCUGUCUUGGGAGGACGUGGCUGAGGAGAGCAGCGUGGUUGUGGCUCAGAAGGUUCAGAUUGACAUGUUUGCUACCGACAUCCUCAUGCUGCGUCCGGAUCGUCAUCCGCGCCAUCCGACAACCAUCUUGCCGAUACAGAGCCGCGAUGCACAUUCACCCAGUGGGACACCCAAAUUCCACGUGCCAGCCUGGAGGCUCUCCGUGAAACGCCAUCGCCCUGCUGCCCGCAAAGCAAGCUUGGGAUAUGCAGGUCGAGAAAAUGUGCAGCAGUGGACGAGCCAAGACUUGUGA